This is a messenger RNA of Ooceraea biroi (clonal raider ant), 1804 nucleotides long. RefSeq names its product tachykinin (gene Tk). The record is from RefSeq and is a predicted model, not a curated record. Lineage: Eukaryota; Metazoa; Arthropoda; Insecta; Hymenoptera; Formicidae.
ACGCGGAGCUUCAGAAUUCAGUCAGUUGACCGCCGUACGCCAUACCGAACAGGUCUCACCUUGAAGAAAAGAGCCUGAGGGUUGCUGAGCGAACGAGUCUACGAACCCUUACCGAUUUCCCCGUUACCUCGCCGUUUCUUCCGGCACUCCCGGCGUCACUCCCGAAAGAAUGAUUAUCAGCUCGAUUCUCUUUCUCGCGAUCUGGACUAGUUCAUCGUUCGCAGAGGAAUCCGGUGAUGUCGCGUCCGUCAAACGGGCGCCUAUGGGGUUCCAGGGGAUGCGCGGGAAGAAGGAUCCUCUCAUCCUCACGUCUUCGGAACACGAUAACGAACUUUCCAAGAGAACGCUGAUGGACUUUCAGGAUAUGCAUAAGAAGGAUGCGAGCGCGCCCGAAAUCGAGGAUAAUCUGUUGCACGAGGAGUUUGAGAAACGGGCGCCGAUGGGGUUCCAGGGUAUGCGGGGGAAGAAGGAUUACCUGCUGCCCGAUUUCGAAGACGCGUACUUCCGCGACGACUACGAGAAGAGGGCGCCGAUGGGUUUCCAGGGUAUGAGAGGGAAGAAGACUCUGCUGGAGGAGGAAUAUUACAAGAGAGCACCUAUGGGGUUUCAAGGAAUGAGAGGAAAGAAAUCUUUGGAGGAGGUGUUGGGCGAAAUUGAAAAGAGAGCUGCGAUGGGCUUCCAAGGUACGAGAGGGAAGAAGACGUACAUUUUUGAGUAUCCGCAAGGUUACGAGAAGAGACUUCUCGCGAUGGGAUUUCAAGGUAUGCGCGGCAAGAAGGACGAAAUUCCGACAGAGUGGGAGAAGAGGGCUCCCAUGGGAUUCCAGGGGAUGAGAGGCAAGAAAACGUUGCUCGACGAAAUAGAGGAACUCGAGAAACGAGCCAUCAUGGGUUUCCAGGGCACACGAGGUAAAAAGGACGGCUAUGAAAACUACAUAGAUUAUUAUAUGGACCCCAUGGAUUUUGACAAGAGGGCACCGAUGGGAUUCCAAGGGAUGAGGGGCAAGAAAGACUCUGACAAAAGAGCACCUAUGGGUUUCCAAGGCAUGAGAGGCAAAAGGAACAUGGCACAAAGGUUUGGGACCGACGCGGAUUUCGAAACCCGAUCAUCGAUCGAAUAUCAAGGAACGGGCGAUAGAAGAAACGCUCUUGCCUUGUGCCAAGUCGAAAAGCGAUCGCCCUUCCGGUAUUUUGAGAUGCGCGGUAAGAAAAAUCCACGAUGGGAGUUACGGGGGAUGUUUGUGGGGGUGAGAGGCAAAAAGUGGGCGCCAGCCCCGUACGAGGACCGCAGCCCGUUCAUAAGCGUACUCGAUAACACCGGAAGGACCGGCGUGGUGGAUGGAGACUCGUCUGCAGCAUUAGAUUCACAAUAAUGUAGCAGUCCUUAGAGAAACGGUAAUUGUUAACGAAACGUCUCCUCCAAAUAAUUAAACCGAUGUAGCUAAAUCUCUAAAACCGAAGAGAAGAAGACACGUCUGUCAGUCACGAUGACAGGUGCGAAUGCUGUCGUUUGAUUUAUUGAUCCAUUAUUAAUUCAUUAAUUAAACCUUUGUUAAUAUUAUUUCACGUAUCUUACUUAGGUCAACUUGAGUAUUGAUCUAGUCAAUGAAUAUUGCCUCUUUUUAUGUUAAUAUAUUAUAAUUAGCGGGAAUUAACCAAAGAUAUUUUGCGCCGGCUGCGAUCGUACACGCCAGCAAAGUCUUUCAGAAGAUGCCUAUAUCAGUAUUAUCAUUAAUUUGUAUACGUUGUAAAAAUGUAGUAAUCCGUAGCAGCGGUAUAUUCUCGAAUAAAUUUGGAAAAGAUUA